AUGGGUUCGGUCCGUAGUAUGGAUCCAGCCGAGGACUAUGCCCAGCGUUAUCUUCGCCAGGCUGCGGCUCAAGUAAUUGAAAACACUGGUUUCUCCCACUGCAGCGAAAGUGCCUUAAAUAUUAUCUCUGAUCUCACUCGCCGUUUCAUGGAAAAGUUGUGGUAUGAUGGGAAACUUUUUGCUGAACAUGGUAAGUUUUUUUAUGGUAAUGAUGCUCACAUGGUCCUCCAAAAAUUGCAGUUAAGGACAACAGAAUUGAGCGAUUACAUGAAACAAGUUGCAAGUCACCCAAUCAGUCACAAGGUGCCGCAUUUCCCGGUUUCAAGAAAUACCUCAAGGAGCAUAUACGGUUCAGUUUCUGAUCGGGAACUGGCAGAUCGUCCUGAACAUAUUCCUUCGUAUUUCCCUGCAGUGCAUCCUGAGUGGGAAAAACGCAAAGACGAGCCAUUAUUAUGGAAGGAAAAGCCUCAGAAAACUGAUGAGAAAUCGCGGUUGGAAAACAAAAAAACUGACCGGGAAAAGAGGAAAGAUCGGGACAGAGAAUGUGAAAAAGAAAGAGAUUUUAGCAGGGAAAAUGGAAGGACGUAUGAUUCUGAAAAGGAACGUUUGAAGGAUUACGAGAAGAAGGAUGUUGUGAGGUUAAAAGAAAGAGACCGGAAGGAGAAGACUGAUCAGGUCUUGUUUCAGCGAAGUUUUGUGGCUGAUGAUGAUGACGUCUGGAUAUGCCCUGAGUGUUCCGUUGCAUACGUAGAUGGUGCGACCGACAUGGUGUGUUGCGAUGGUUGUGAUAACUGGUUCCACUGGAGUUGUGUGGGGUUGUUCGUUGCUCCGCCAGAAAAUACGGAUUGGUUUUGCCAGGGGUGUAUCAAGAAAAAAAGCGUCAAACGCGUUAGUAUAUCUGGAAAAGUUGGAAGUACUGCUAAGAGACCGAAGAAGGUAGUGUAG
Messenger RNA from Enterobius vermicularis (human pinworm), 945 nucleotides. Lineage: Eukaryota; Metazoa; Nematoda; Chromadorea; Rhabditida; Oxyuridae. The record is from the annotation of a GenBank genome assembly.